CGCGGUCUCCCCCAGCUCCCGCGCGUGUCCGCCUCGCUGCGGCCUCGGCAUGGAUGCGUCAGUGGAUACUUGGAGUUACCUCUACGCUCACCUGAUGUCCUUGUGGCUACACAGGUUUUACAUCUAUUCUUGUGCAGCUUUUGGCAUCAGUAUUUGGAUCUGCAUUCAGUUCUUUGCCAGCAAAAUCAAAAAGCAAGAUGGAAAAGCCAUCAGGAAGCCAGCUUCAUUGGAAGUAACUGACGACGUACUGGUUAAUGGAUACGCAACCCCAAAGGCAAAAGAGAUUUAUGUGGCAGGAGUGAAGAUUUUCUAUGGAUCACAGACUGGCACAGCUAAGGGGUUUGCAGCAGUUCUUGCUGAAGCCAUUAUCGCUCUUACUUUGCCUGCAGAACUUAUUAACAUGGGAGAGUACGAUCCCGAUGACUGCCUGGCUGAGGAGACAAUCAGCAAAAAUGUCUGUGUGUUCCUAGUUGCAACCUACACAGAGGGACAGCCAACUGAGAAUGCAGCCUGGUUCUGCAAGUGGUUAGAAGAGGCUGCAAAUGACUUCAGGUUUGGCAAGACAUAUCUGAAAGGCAUGAGAUAUGCUGUGUUUGGCUUGGGCAAUUCGGUAUAUAUCGACCACUACAAUACGGUUGGAAAAAACAUUGACAAAUGGCUGUGGAUGCUCGGGGCCAAUCGUGUUAUGACACGUGCAGAAGGAGACUGCAAUGUAGCCAAGAGCAAGCAUGGCAGCAUUGAGGCUGACUUUGCUGCCUGGAGGGCCAGGUUCCUCCUUAGGCUCCAGGCCCUUUGCAAAGGGGAGAAGAAGUCCUGUAGUGGAAACUGCAAGAAAGGGAAGUGCAAGUCCAAAGUGAAGCAGAGCAGGGAGGGAUCCGAUCAUGAGCAAAGGGUGUCGGAGCAGGAAAACACUGAGGUGGAAGAGUUAUUUGAAACCACCAGUGAGGAAGAGUCUGGAGCUGAGGAAGAUGGAGAUGUUAACUCUGUCAUUGACGUUGAAGAUCUGGGAAAACUGAUGGGUCACAUGAAGAAAGCCAAGAAAGAACAUGAACUCGACGAAAGAGCUGGCAGGAUGGAUCGAUCUUUCCGGACCAUUGGGAAAAAGGAGGAGAGUGAACAGAGGGAGAUGAUAACGCCAGCUCUGAGAGAUGCACUUACAAAACAAGGCUACAGACUGAUUGGAAGCCAUUCUGGUGUGAAGCUUUGUCGGUGGACAAAGUCGAUGCUCCGAGGCAGAGGAGGCUGCUACAAACAUACUUUUUAUGGCAUUGAGAGUCACCGAUGCAUGGAGGCCACCCCGAGCCUGGCUUGUGCGAACAAAUGCGUAUUUUGCUGGAGGCACCAUACAAAUCCUGUGGGUACAGAAUGGCGAUGGAAAUUGGACCAACCUGAAAGGAUCUUGCAGGAAGCUAUUGAAAACCAUCAGAGCUUGAUCAAGCAAUUCAGAGGAGUGCCAGGUGUAAAAGCAGAUCGCUUUGAAGAAGCAAUGGUAGCAAAGCACUGUGCCCUCUCUCUGGUGGGAGAGCCAAUAAUGUACCCUGAAAUCAACAGAUUUUUAAAAUUGCUGCACGGUCACCGCAUCUCUAGUUUCCUGGUUACGAAUGCACAGUUCCCAGAGGAGAUUAGAAACCUUGAGCCAGUAACACAACUGUAUGUCAGCGUGGAUGCCAGCACCAAAGAUAGCCUGAAGAAAAUCGACCGUCCACUCUUCAAGGAUUUCUGGCAAAGGUUUCUCGACAGUUUAAAGGCCUUGGCUAAAAAGCAACAACGUACGGUGUACAGACUGACGCUGGUCAAAGCUUGGAACGUGGAUGAACUCAAAGCGUAUGCUGAAUUGGUGUCCCUUGGCAAACCAGACUUCAUUGAAGUUAAGGGCGUGACCUACUGUGGAGAAAGUUCAGCCAGCAACUUAACCAUGGCCAACAUCCCCUGGCACGAAGAAGUGGUGCAUUUUGUUCAGGAGUUAGCCGACCUUCUUCCUGACUAUGAAAUUGCGUGCGAGCAUGAGCACUCCAACUGCCUCCUGAUAGCUCACCAAAAGUUCAAGAUCAAUGGGGAAUGGUACACGUGGAUUGAUUACGACCGUUUUCAGGAGCUGGUCCAAAACUAUGAUGAGAGCGGAGGAUCUAAGACUUUCACUGCGGCAGAUUACAUGGCCAGAACUCCGUGCUGGGCGGUUUUUGGCUCCAGAGAAAGGGGCUUCGAUCCUUUGGACACUAGAUAUCAACGGAAGAACAAGAAGGACAUCUCAGGCUGUUGAUGUUGUUCAGAUGGGGUACUGAAAAAAGUUGAUUUUUUCCUUCCAUAGCAUAACAUGGAUACAGAAUAUCUGCACAGAGUGUCCCUAAUGCUUGAUUGUUACAAGGAGACCAGAGACUUUUAUAGCCCCUUUUCCUUCAAUUUCCUCUGACUCCUUGGAUUACAAAUAUUUUAUGCUUUUUUUUGGUUUGUUUUAAUCUAGUCCAAAUGGUCCUGGUAAGCAGUUCACUGGCUUUGGCAGGGUGCCAUGUAAUUCUUGCAUAGACUUUGCAAUUAGAAAGCAACGACUUGUGACCCAUACAGUUUGGCAGUGGCAUUUUUUAUUUUGUUGCUGCACUCUUCACUGAGGAGAGAGCCUGACAUCUGUUUGGUCCUUGUUCCACACCAGUUGCUAUUAAAAAAUAAAGAAGAUUAAUAUGGGUCCCAAUCUAGCAGGAAGUACGGUGUCCACUGAGGUUUCUUCUAGUAGCGCAAGUCUUUCAUACUUAGAUAAGUCUCGUCUAAUGUCAUGAUACUUUUAAUGACUUUUAAAAACUAGUUUUACACCCUGUCCCUCUUGAGUCUCCCAACAAAAUAUGUCAGGUAGCUCUUCUGUACCAAGUCAUGCUUUCCUUAUUUACACAUGGUGUCCAAAUGAUUUCAGUGCCAAUUUGGAAUGAGGUAGGAUCUCAGGACUUGAUCUUCUCAGUCAAUUCGUAAUGGAUUUAAAUUUGAAUCCCUAAUUUAGAUGGAAAACAAAUGCAUCAGGUCUUAACAUCCAAAGCAGCAUUUUCUACAUUUGAGCUGAAACGAUGAAUGAUUGAAAGCAGUCGGAAACUAUGAGGAACAAUGUAUAAAUGUUAAUCUCUCAAACAAGGUCACUGGUUAUAUUUAACUUUUCAUUGAAUAUUUUGCCGCGUCUCUAUUCAAAACCUUUCAGCGGUUUCAUUUUUUGUAAAAAGCUUUGAUGGUGCAAGAGGAAUUGGGGUCUGAUUAUGAGCUUCCUAACACUGGAGGAAAUAAAUGGGAACACGUUGGAAUUAGAUCAAGGUGCAAACCUGUCAGUUGAUGUUAGGUGAGACUGAAUAACGUGUGGAGCUUCUGUCUUGCCACAGAAAUGUAAAACCCCCACAGAAGGUGAAAUUAAUGUGUGUUUACGGAUGCUUGUGU
Messenger RNA from Gavialis gangeticus (Gharial), 3408 nucleotides. RefSeq names its product S-adenosyl-L-methionine-dependent tRNA 4-demethylwyosine synthase-like. The record is from RefSeq and is a predicted model, not a curated record. Gene Ontology annotation, molecular function: 4 iron, 4 sulfur cluster binding; FMN binding; catalytic activity. The transcript has 16 exons. Bases 50 to 2260 code for a protein of 736 amino acids. Gene Ontology annotation, biological process: wybutosine biosynthetic process. Lineage: Eukaryota; Metazoa; Chordata; Crocodylia; Gavialidae.